AUGGUUUUAUCACAGGAACACCGUGACCUACUGGACGCAUUCCAGAAAGAAGUGGAGCAAAGACGGCCGGGGGAUUUGUUACAGUUUGCAGCUAACUACUUUAAUAAGAAAUUAGAAGAGGAGAGGCUUUUCGUUAGGAGUCAGGAAUCCCUGGCAUUAUCCAAGGGCGUUGUACUAUUUCCUGGAUCAGAGGGCUGCGGCGCAAACAGGGCAGCAGGAUCUCCGGACGCGCGCAAAACGGGCGAGGAUGAGGACGUGAUGUUCAAGUUACCCUUUGUGGAGCACGAUCCUCACUCGAGACAUAUAUAUGAUGAUAACAAACACGGUCACGACUCAUGUGACCCGCACACCAGUUUUUCAAGGGAGCCAGGGGCCGGGCUGUUUCAAGGAGGUUAUAACAUGGGCCAGGAAGCGCAAAAGGAGGCGCAGACAGACUUUGACCCGAAAGCUUCAGAAGUAUCCUCUAUAUUGAAACAGCGUAACGUACCAAGGAAGUCUGGUGUGAACUCGAAGCCGCUACCCAUGAACUUCAACGCUGAAAGACGGACCUCGGUAAGCGGGGAGACACUAAAGCCGGACCACUUCAGUGACUGGACGCCAGAGAACUACACUGAGAAGACACGCGAACAACUAAAGGGGUUGGAAAGCGCAGUCGGAAAGAACUUUUUAUUCAAUAAAUUGGAUUCGGAUUCAAAAACUUUAGUUAUCAAUUCCCUCGAGGAGAAGCUCGUCUCGAAGGGCCAGGAGAUAAUUCGUCAAGGCGACGAAGGUGAUUACUUCUACAUUGUGGAGAAGGGCACCGUGGACUUUUUCCUUGACGACCGCAAGGUGAAUACUUAUGGGCCGGGCUCAUGUUUUGGGGAAUUAGCAUUGAUGUACAACAGUCCUAGGGCAGUGACAGCCGUAGCUGCCACUGAUUGUGUAUUAUGGGCAUUGGAUAGACUGACCUUCAGAAGAAUUCUCCUCAGCGGAUCCUUUAAGAAGCGGCUGCUGUACGAUGAUUUUUUGAAGUCGAUGCCGUUGCUGAAGUCCCUUUCCAACUACGACCGCGCCAAGCUAGCGGACGCUCUCGAGACGGAAUACUACGAGGCCGGCCAACAGGUGAUAUCAGAGGGCGAUGUGGGAGAGAACUUCUAUUUGAUCGAGUACGGCGAAGCAGAUGUCUCCAAAAGGGGCGUCGGUGUCGUACAACAUCUGAAGAAGGGUGAUUACUUCGGCGAGGUGGCGCUUCUCAACGAUUUGCCUCGCCAAGCGACAGUGACGGCGACAACUAAGUUGAAGGUGGCCACCUUGGGCAAGAGCGGCUUCCAGCGCCUUUUGGGCCCGGUAGUCGAGGUGCUGCGGCUCAACGACCCUACGCGUGCUGACAAGCGCUAG
Messenger RNA from Eremothecium gossypii ATCC 10895, 1377 nucleotides. It is a transcript of the gene BCY1, whose product is annotated as cAMP-dependent protein kinase regulatory subunit BCY1. Bases 1 to 1377 code for a protein of 458 amino acids. Lineage: Eukaryota; Fungi; Ascomycota; Saccharomycetes; Saccharomycetales; Saccharomycetaceae. Gene Ontology annotation, cellular component: cAMP-dependent protein kinase complex; nucleus. The transcript has a single exon. The record is from RefSeq and is marked provisional. Gene Ontology annotation, biological process: regulation of protein phosphorylation. Gene Ontology annotation, molecular function: cAMP-dependent protein kinase regulator activity.